AUGACCAAAUCAGACAUGUCAGACGACAUAGCCUACAACCCUUACCGAUCCAGAAUCACCAAGAGCCUAACCUUGCAAUGGCCAAGGCUCCCAGCGAUAGAGGAUGCACAAUUCAAAAGUUACGCUACCACCCAUUCUUCCAUCCCUCUGAGCGAUAUCGACUCUAGAUAUAGAUACGAAAGGUUGGCUUUUGUAGGUGAAGGGAUAUUAUUCAGUUUCGUUACUUCUUUAUUACAAGAUUUGUUCCCUGAUAUCGACAGAGAAUCAGUAUCAACCCUUCGAUCCAAACUUCUUUCUCCACCUGGUCUCUCGUCCGUAUCCAUUCAUUAUUCCCUGCCUUCCAAGGUGAUCAUCAGUAGACAUUUACUUGAACCUACUCGUAAUUCCAUCAAAGCCACUUCGGAGAUGUCUGAAGCUUAUCUCGGAGGAUUAUUUUACUCUUACGAGAAGCAUUUCCAAGAAGAAAUGAUCGAUCCCGCUUUGAUCCAAAAUACCGAGCGAAUACACAAGAGUAAUGCAGGAGAGAAGCAAGGCGAUAAUACCAAAGAUGAUAAGAAGAACAAGAAGAAGAAGAGAAAGCUCAAUAACGAUACUUUGGAAAAUUCUCGAGAAAAUCAGUUACCCUCCUACAAUAAUCACUCUUCAGCCCAGUCAUACGCCUAUGCCCAGAUUGAACCUUUCCUCCUUCCGAUUUUUACCAGCCUAGCCAAGGAAUUAUACGAUCCGAAUGAAUGUGAGCAUAAGAGAUUAUUGGCGUUAUCAGAGAACUCGAAAGGCGAAUUACACAUUUUAUUGGGUCAGAACAAACUACCUAUGCCCAUCUACACUCAGGAUAAAGUUUUACCCCCGGAUGAACCAAAUAAUGAAGGUGGAAGUGAAAGUCGUAAGGUCAGAAAAAGUGAGAGGGGUCUGAAAUGGAAAAUAAGCUGUAUCAUUGUUUUACCGGAGCAAGAAAUCUUCAUCCGAGAAGAAGGUAUAGCAUCGAAUUCGAAAGAUGCAGGGAACAUCGCUGCGUAUCUUGCUUUGAAGAAAUUGAGAGAGAUCAUGCUUGAUCAAGGAAAGAAGGGAACGGAAGAGGGGGAGAAGGAGAUGUGA
Molecule: messenger RNA, 1095 nt
Organism: Kwoniella mangroviensis CBS 8507
Lineage: Eukaryota; Fungi; Basidiomycota; Tremellomycetes; Tremellales; Cryptococcaceae
Exons: 4
Coding region: 1-1095 (364 amino acids)
Biological process (GO): RNA processing
Molecular function (GO): ribonuclease III activity
Source: RefSeq, a predicted model, not a curated record